UAAAUCACGUUGUGUUUGUUAACAUGCACUGUGAACUAACAUGAACAAACAAUGAACAACUGUAUUUUUUAUCUAACAUUAACAAAAAUGAAUAAAUAGUGUUAUAAAUGUAUUGUUCAUUGUUCGUUCAUUUAACUAAUGUUAACAAAUGACCCCUUUGUAUAGUGUUACCAAAAAGUUUUAAUUAAAGCUGAGACCUUGUACCACAAUGAGAAAUUAUAAGUUUAAAGUCACACAAAAGUUAAAAUGCAAGUGAAUUAUUCUUGUAUACUGUAAGAACAUACAUAUCAGUGCAUAAAUAUGAUAUAUAGCAGAAUAAUCUUAUCUAUGAAUGAUACUGAUGGAACAUUUUAAAGUUUAAACAACUCGUGAUACUGCUGUCAGCAUGUGGUGCUUGUCUAUUUCCUGUCCUCAGACGGUGCACACGUGAGUAAUGGGAGGGGCGAAAACGUCAUAUAAAUAGACAUUGCUGAACAACUGACAAACAUUACAGUACAAUCCAUUUAAACCCAAUGACAACCAUUCAAAAAGUCUGAACUGGGAAACAGAAAAACAGCUUAUAUCUACAGAAAAAGAGCAAGGGGAAAUGAAACAGGAAGUUAGCAGAAUGGAGGAUUGUAGUAAUCACGGCCAUAUGGCACCUACUGUAGCUUCCAAGUUGAAGAUCAAAAAUGAAUGCAUUCGAGUGGUCCUGGCAGAGACUCUCUGCACAUUCAUCAUGAUGGUGUUUGGCCUUGGCUGUGUUGCACAAGUGAUCACAGGAAAUGGUUUUUUUGGAAAUUUUUUUAGCAUUAAUGUAGGCUUUGGGCUCAGUGUGGCUAUGGGUGUGCACGUUGGUGGAAAAGUGUCAGGAGCUCAUAUGAAUGCUGCUGUUUCAUUCACAAUGUGUGUGUUUGGACAUCUGCGCUGGAAGAUGCUCCCACUAUAUGUUUUCGCACAGUUUCUGGGUUCCUUCCUUGCUGCUGGGACCAUUUUUUUAAUUUAUCAUGAUGCUAUAUAUCAUUAUUGUGGGGGCAAUUUCACUGUGUCGGGCCCCAAAGCAACAGCUGGGAUCUUCGCUACAUAUCCAGCACCUUACAUCUCAAUCUACACUGGAUUCUUUGACCAGAUUCUGGGCACUGCCAUGCUGUUGCUGUGUCUGAUGGCUCUGGCAGACCAGAGAAACCAGCCGGUUGUGCCUGGAGGUGAGCCUGUGGGUGUGGGACUCGUAGUGCUGCUUAUUGGUCUCUCUCUGGGGAGCAACAGCGGUUAUCCCAUCAAUCCUACACGAGAUCUGGCGCCAAGAGUCUUCACACUGAUGGCAGGUUGGGGCAUGGAAGUUUUCAGGGCAGGCAAUGGCUGGUGGUGGGUACCUGUGGUGGCCCCCUUUAUUGGUGGAGUAACUGGGGCUGUAAUCUACAAAGCAUUUGUAGAACUGCACCACCCUGAUCUUAAAAGCACCAAGACAUCAUCUGCAGAAGAUCCUGAAUGUGUUCCCCUGGAAAAGUGCAAAAAUGGCAGUACAGAGAUGGUUGUGUGAGAGUUUCAACUGCUUAAGUUAAGGACCAAGAAUAGUACAGGAACCAAAGAAGAAAAGAGACAUUUCCACUGGGGACACUUGAAAUGUUUACAGGCCAAAUAUGAGAAAUGGAUGUCAGUCGAGAUGCCUGUGGGCCAACUUUUUCAGCUUAGUUUUUUAUAAGCUAUUGAGGAAUCUCAGGAUUGUUCAUCUUUGAUCUUUAAUAAAUAUUGUGGCCACAGAUGGGCAUCAGUGGAUAAAAUUAAGCUGCUGAAGUCAGGGUAAAUGCCAAGCAUAAAGAUACAGCACAGUCAACAUGCUUGUAUGAGAACAUUCCAUGAGCAUUUGUCGGGACACUGGGUUAUCGUUUAUUCACGCUGUGUCUUCCUGAGACCCCUUGUGCCUUGGCUGUGCUCCCGCCGCUCGCUGGAACCUGUGCUGCCUGCUUUUUCUUGGGAGUGGGUGGCUUGGCCUUGCCACGGAAUGCCUUGGCUGGGUCCAGUUUGUUCAAUAAAGGUUCACCGGCCGUAUCAGUAUGGGAGUCGCUAUGGAAUGUCAGGGGUUGGUAAAGGGCGGCCCAUUGCUGUAUCAAGAAAUCAAUUUAAAAUUGGCUUGUAGUAGUAGAUUACAUAGCAAAACUGUGAACACACACACAAUAAAUUGAUAAAAAGUGACAGUAAA
Messenger RNA from Labeo rohita (rohu), 2179 nucleotides. It is a transcript of the gene aqp7, whose product is annotated as aquaporin 7. Gene Ontology annotation, biological process: glycerol transmembrane transport; water transport. NCBI's taxonomy places the organism in Eukaryota, Metazoa, Chordata, Actinopteri, Cypriniformes, Cyprinidae. Bases 587 to 1519 code for a protein of 310 amino acids. Gene Ontology annotation, molecular function: water channel activity; urea transmembrane transporter activity; glycerol channel activity. Gene Ontology annotation, cellular component: basolateral plasma membrane; plasma membrane. The transcript is spliced from 6 exons. The record is from RefSeq and is a predicted model, not a curated record.